AUGGAGAACAGACGGCCCUCGGAUGGUUUGUCCAACGACCUAUGGAGCGAGAUACGGGUUUUGCUCAAAGAGCAAAAUGAACGACUACGUAUCCAAAAUAACCUGCUCAAGCGACUUCUUCUCGAGAGAGACAAUGGCACUGGGACUGGUACGAGUAAUCAUAACCUCCCGGAUGCCGAUAAAAAGAAUCAGUCCAUCGAGGAUGCGCCCCAACUCGAUGGAAGAAACAAGUCACACACCUCCUUGAAAUCCUGCCUGAAACGUGACAACAGUGACUUUGAGUUUCAAAACAAAGGACAUACUGUUCUUUACGCUGCAGAUGAAACUUUCAAGUAUCCUCGAGUCUAUUAUUUUGUCGAUGAGCGGCAUCCACCUCGCCUCCACAGACUGUCGACAGGCUUGAGAGCUGACUCCUCAUGGAAAUAUUGGAAGCCUGUUGCCCCCGGAGGAAUAUCCCAUCCAGAACAGUAUCAAUCCUAUCCUGGUGCAGGAUAUCCUGACUAUAUUCCUGAAUGGGAGAUUAAGCGUGCCGGCGAUGGAUGGUAUCAUAUUGAUGGUGCGAAAUUGGAAGACGAAGUUCAUGUUCCUCCCGACAGCCUUUACAGUGGAAAAGCACGGUUGGUUCCUUAUUCACUCAAUUGUAGCACGUCCCUUCCAUCCGAAUGGGCAUGUGAGCCAUGUGCAACUUUUCAUGGUGGUUCUGGGAAGGACAUGGUCGGCAUCAUACAAGUGCUAUUGAAAACCCUGGGAAACCUCUACGCUGUCCCUUGCGACGGCAGACUGCAAUUCGCGUUUGAUCGAUGCCACCUGAGGAGUCUCAGCCCCUCUGGUCUGAGUUCGCACUUGGAGCAGCUCCAGCUGUUCUUCAAGACAUUAAAGGCAAGCAACGGUCGUGUUCAGAUUGUUGAUGUGGACGAUUGGAUGCACGCGGCCAUAUACGAGCGCGUCACUGCAUAUCCUGAAGAAUGGAAAGUAAUCCUGAGGAGUAAGGAUCCAAGAAUUUUGGCCGUCCCUGCCUUGGAGGCAGACCUCCGCAAAGUCAAUAUUCGACCAACGCGGUUUUACUACAAGAGCGGAAACGGUAAGCCGACAGAAGUAAAGUGGAGGGAAACAGGCCAUUGGAAUCGCAUCAUCAGCUGCAUUGGCUUGAACGCUGUAGCGCCAUCGUUUGAGUAUGGACUUGACGGGCUCUGUCAUACACUCUUUCGCAGUUGUACUGGUGAAAAGUUUCAAUACGCGGACCUGGUGCCAGGAGUUCUGCGGACACAUAUUUCCUGCGUUAAACGGAGGCGAUCGCGCAACGAUGCCGCUGAUGCUCUAGAACCUUUCCACAUUACUUGGUGCCGAAUCGAUGGCACAAAGCCCUUAAGCAAGUCGACAUGGAGGUCUGGAGAGCUAUAUGGGUCAAAGGGCUCAACAGGUACGCUGUAUUUGUCCGAGGUCGCUUUCACAUUGGGCUUCAUACCAUCUCAACGGACCCUCUGGUCCAGUACACAGAAUGGAAAGACAGAGAAUAUGGAUCGCAGUCAUUGGUGUCUUAUACAUCUCGCACCAUCACACUUUGGCCGCUUAGAUGAAUCAAUUCACCGUCGCAGGCAGGAUGACCCACGGACUGGCCCAUUCACCACAGCAAUCACGCUGAUAGAAGAGGCACUGCUGCACGCGGCCAACGAUUGGGACCGCAUUGCCAACCACUUUGACCUUGUUCUCAACCAGAACGAUAGUAUUUUUGAUCCUGAACUUCAUGAUCGCUUUCUGUUCGAUGAUGCUUCGUUUUCCCGGUCGCGGUACUAUUUCUGGCUGAUGGACAGUUUGGAGGGCUUCACAUCCGCCGUGUCGGAUACUAUUCAUGAAUGGGAGGUAUACUGGUGGGCUAGAAAGGACGUAUUCGAAGAUUACGAAGCAUUCUAUCUGGACAAGUGGCGGAAUACCAAGGUUGAAUUGGGAUCUCCGAAACCUCCUCAAGAACCCCCACGACUGGAAAAUUCAGUCAAGAGGGUAGAAACGCAUGUUGGACGGUUGAGAGAAAUUUUGAGCCGGCUCGAGAUUUUGCGCGAUCGAACCAUGACCUUACGCGACGGAUUAUUCAAUGCGAGCACUGUCAUCGAAUCGCGGGCUGCUACCCAGCUUGGUGAAAACGUCAAACUGCUCACAUACGUGAGCAUAUUCUAUCUCCCGCUAAGUUACUGCGCUGCUUUAUGGAGCAUCAACCGAGAUUACAACUUAGUGGCAUUCGCCAUUGUCACUGCUCUUCUGGCUCUGGGCACGUAUGCUCUGGUGCUGAACCUGAACGAUAUUGUGUUUCUGAUCAGGAAGGCCUACCGAAAGCUGCGUACCCCUAUAUUGGAAGCAAUGAAAAAUGACUCGCAUGAACAAUGGGCUGAUUUGGGCAGCGCUUUCAGUGGAUUCAUGCCUGAGAGACAUGGUGAUCAGCCCUCGGAGUGGACGGUUCUGCUGUACGCGGUAUUAAUGGCUACAGAGAAGUUAAAAUUCUGGAAAAGAGGCCACUCCAAUCCCGCGUAA
Messenger RNA from Aspergillus fischeri NRRL 181, 2523 nucleotides. RefSeq lists its product as uncharacterized. The transcript has 3 exons. The record is from RefSeq and is a predicted model, not a curated record. Bases 1 to 2523 code for a protein of 840 amino acids. Lineage: Eukaryota; Fungi; Ascomycota; Eurotiomycetes; Eurotiales; Aspergillaceae.